This is a messenger RNA of Pseudozyma hubeiensis SY62, 2760 nucleotides long. RefSeq names its product predicted AMP-activated protein kinase beta subunit. Lineage: Eukaryota; Fungi; Basidiomycota; Ustilaginomycetes; Ustilaginales; Ustilaginaceae. Gene Ontology annotation, biological process: signal transduction. The record is from RefSeq and is a predicted model, not a curated record. The transcript has a single exon. The coding region runs from base 1 to 2760 and encodes 919 amino acids. Gene Ontology annotation, molecular function: protein kinase binding. Gene Ontology annotation, cellular component: nucleus; nucleotide-activated protein kinase complex; cytoplasm.
AUGGGCAACGCCAACUCCACUGCCGCCAACAUUGGCGAUGCUUCAGCUGCAGACACAGCUAUCGACCCAGCCAUCAAGCGAUACCACAGCCACCAGGCAGCACACGCACACAGCAACGGUGCAGCUGCAGCUCACCCAUCAUCCGCAGCAUCACGUCAGAUCUCGGAUCGACAGUCGUCGGGCACUAGGCUCGGCAGAACCGCUUCCAUCUUUGGACGUGCAAGCAGUCAUGACGGUGCGACUACGCCGCAGCGCAAUCGCUCACGCAGUGGAAGCCUCACCGGUUUCCUCGCUACACAGAGACGAGGCUCCACCACUGCCGCUACCACGACCGCCGAUGCCUAUGCCACCGUCAAGGAAGGGCAAGAGCCACCACUAGACACCGCGCCUUCUACAUCGUCUUCGUCUCCCUCAGCCUCAAAUCGAGAUACCGACUUUGCCAGCUACGAGAUAUCCAACCCUGCCCCUGGCUCCGGCAUCGAGACCGCCAUUCGCGCCAAUCCUCGCACACGUCGACUCACCGAGGGUCUUGCCCUCCCUCCAUCACCAGGCAACUUCGAUCCUCGACACUAUGUCUCACCACACCCGAGCCCAUCCGUCGCCACGCAGGCUCACUAUGCUGCCGGUUUGCCAAGCCAUCACGUAACCACGGGUGUCUCGAGUGGUCUUCGUGUCUCAUCAACUGGCUUUGAGGCCCAUGCCGUGCCAGCCACCACCUUCAAAGGGUCCGAGCCCCAACACGUGCCGAAUGUGGCGGCUCGUGCACCCACACGUCACCCGCUCUUUGGCGUCGGUGGAACCAGCCUGUUUCCCAACGUUGGCACCAGCGUUGGCACCAAUCCCACUGCUUCGCCCCCUAUCGGUGGCUCGAGUCCGGUCCUCUCGUCACAGCCGCUCAUUACGGGCGAUGCUACAGACGAUGCGGAGGGCCCUCAACGCCUUCCCGCUGCGCUUCCAUCAUACCUCAAGAUCCCCACCGCCAUUCCCAGCUCUCAUGUCCACCCCAGCUCGCCACCGGCUAGCAUCUACUCGCAGCACUCGGACCGUUUCCGCCCGUCCUCCGAACGUCAACGUUCACCUUCGCCCUCGCUCAUGCACCAUCACGACGAUGCGCGCCCAUCUCACAUUGUUGCAGGUGCCGGAGCAGCGGCCGCGGUGCUCAACACAGAGGAUGUCGUCAUCCCUCCCGGAGACGCCAGCAAAGCCAGCUCGCCCACCGAGGAUCGAGGCCGCUUCUUUGCCAUGUCCAAGGAACCAUCCAGGCAAGCCGCUGGUUCCACCGAAAUAAGCGUCGAUGAAGCACGGGCCGCAGGUAUCGACGUCACAGAUCUGCCUAGCAGUCCAGCGACAGGCGAGCCGGACGAAGCUGCCGCAACAACCUCAUCGACAGAGAAGGACGAAACGCAACGAGCGUCAAGGGCACAGGCGCGCUCUUCGCAGCCAUCGGACGAGUCAGCCGGCGGCGCUACUGGCCGGUCAUCCCGCGAGCCCACUCCAACGCCUUCGAGCCAUGCCGCACGUGCUCAAACGCCGACGAGAAAGGGCGCACCCGCCGCUCUGCGUUCGCUUUCACCAGCAGUGGGACCGUCCACUUCCAGCGGACCACCCACCCAGCCCAUCUCCGCCAGACGCUCACAUGUCGACGUGCAGACCGGAGGCGAGAGCGGCUACAACACGCCCCUUCUGCCACCCGGGCUUACCUCUGCUCCACCGAGCGCUUCCAUCCCCGGUGUCACUCCACUUUCCGAGCUGUCGUCUCCGACCACCAAAGCCGACCGUGCCCGCCCACCGUCAGCGCCGCGCACACCAUCGGCGACUGGAAGCGCAGGCCAUGCUAGCCAGCCUACCACUCCGGUGAGCGCAAAGCCUGGCGCAGGCGUGAGCUCGCAUCAUGCACAAGCUCAGGCGGGCAAUCAGCAGCCUCCGUUGAUGCCGAUUGUGCUCACAUGGCGUGCUGGUGGCCGCGAAGUGUUUGUCACCGGAACCUUUGCCAACGAGUGGAGGUCCAAGAUCCUGCUGCAUAAGUCGAAACGAGACCACACCUGUGUGCUCCACCUGCCGCCGGGCACUCAUCGUCUCAAAUUCAUCGUCGACGACCGUUGGCGCGUCUCACGCGACCUGCCCACGGCUACUGACGGAGACGGCAACUUGGUCAACUAUGUCGAGAUACCCAAUGUUGGGCCCGCGCAUCCUGGUCCGCUUAGUGCGCCUGGAGAGGAUCUGCCUGGAGCCGAUGCCGACAACGGGCGCAGCGAGCGCAACUCCAAGAUCGAGUCCAAGAAGACCACCAUGAACCUGAUCGAGGAGGCGAGGAAGGCAGAAGCAAUGCGACUUGGACUGGACGACCUCUUCGACGACGAUGGCAACGACCAGGAGGAGACGUGGACAUCGGAAAUUCCAACUGCACUCAUCGAAGCGCAAGAGGCCGAAGAAGCUCAGCGUGAGGCGGAAGAGGACGGUCAAGCGCCAGCCCAUGCGCAGCAUGGAAGCGAUGGAGGCGGAGCCGUUUUGCCUCUUCCACCUGCACUGCCGCGCCAACUGGAGAAGGUGAUUCUCAACUCGUCACCGGCCAACCCUAGCAAUGGCACGAGCACGAGCAGCACCGUCGACGACAACAGCAUUCUGCCGGCACCCAACCACGUGGUGCUCAACCAUCUCACAGCCAGCAGCAUCAAAGGCGGAGUCUUGGCCGUGGGCACCACGACGAGGUACAAAAGAAAGUACGUCACCACGGUCUACUACCGUCCCGUUCAGGUGUGA